AUGCAUGCAAAUAUCAGAUUUGAAAAUCCUGUAGUUUUAUAUGAUUUAUCAAGAUCACAAGUAACACAAGAACAAAAUAAUCUAGUCAUUCAGGGUAGUUUUCAUCAAGGAAAUACCAGGUUUGGUGAAAACGCUGGGAAACAAUGUGUUAGUAAUUGUUUAUCUGCAAUAGUGCAUAGUAAACUGAAACCAGUUUUUGCAUGGAACAAGUUAUAUCUUGACAAUAUACUAAUUGAAGGUAACGAUAUUUAUACAUCUGUGCACGGUACUAAUAAUUAUCUUUGUGUGGAAGAUCUUCCAGAAUUUGUAGAUCUUAGAAAUCGUAUUAUUCAUUGUCACAAGAAACGUUCCAUUUGUGCAUUUGUACAUGACGUUGACCCAGAUUUUGAUGGCGUUUUACCUUUAGACCAAGCCCUGCAAUAUGCAUUAAUAGACUCAGACGGAUGCUUUGUUACUGUAAGAGCAACAACAUCAUUAGUAAUAAAGCAGAAUAACAAAAUAUAUAUGUUUGAUUCUCAUGCAAGAAAUCGUUUUGGUUUAAUAGAUAAUUAUGGUUCUAGUAUUGUAUUUGAACUUGCUGACAUUCAAGCUGUUUACCAACACUUCUGUAAUUUUGUUCAGGGUGAUCAAUCUGUACCUUUUGAUGUAACAGGAAUUACUGUUGCAAUACAAGAAACAGUUGACAGUAGUGUAGAUAUGACAUUGCAAGAUAAUAUGCAACAUAUUGAAAUACAAGAUAGUGUACCAAUAUUAGGUUAUUUAGAUAGUAAGCAUAGUAUUGAAGAAAAUGAGACUAAUGAAGAAACGCUCGACAAUUUAAAGGGAGGAUUGUUGAAAAAUACCAAAAGACGUGUAUCUGAUCUUUCAAAUGACAUUGAAUCAGACAUAUUAAUGGACAUAUCACACAAUGUAUCAGAUGACAUUGAAUCCGACAGGUUAAUGGACAUAUCAGAUGACAUGGAAUCAGUAGAUUUUUCAAAGGUAGGGUCUCCAUGUACAUUUGUUAGAGAUAAUGAAGUUUCUGAUAUAGAAAUAAUGUCUGAUUGUAGAUCCAAUUAUUCCUUUAAGCCAUUAGAUUUCUACUCUAAAAGGGAACUCUGUGGACUAUUGAAUAUAUCUUCAAAAGAAGUGAAAAAAAACAUGUGCAGUUCAGAAUUGUGUAAUAUUGGCCAUCCCUUUGAAACAAAGUCCAUCAUAGCAGACGGAAACUGUCUCUUUAGAGCAAUAUCUUAUGCUGUUUCACAUACACAAGUAUUCCAUAAAAAAGUAAGACAAGACAUUAUUAAGCAUAGCUUGAGCAUUUCAAAUCAUUUGACUAGUCUAUUAGAAAACCAAUAUGGUACAGUAGAAGAACAUAUAAGUGGUCGAAAAAUGAGAGAGAACAAUUCAUGGGGAACUGCAUUGGAAAUAAUCGCCGCAGCAGACCUUCUAAAAACGGAUAUUUAUACGUUUUAUAAUGGAGUAUGGAUAAAGUAUUCAUCGUCUCAAAUUCACACAAACAGUGAAAUAAAUGAUAGAGCAAUCUAUCUUCAACACAUCAGAGACUUACAACACUAUGAGGUUGUAUUAUCAGUUAUACCAGAGAUGCACAAACCACCUGAAAAUAAGGGAGUUGCAAUGAAAAGGAAAUGUGAGCAAAAUGAUUUAUUUGUUUCAAAGAAAUACAGAAAACAAGAUCAACAGACGAGUGGUUUAAAUAAUGAAAACAAUUCUUCUGUUAUAUCGUCACAGAAAGGAAUUCAUUCAGACAAAGCUAUAAAUGAAGUACAAUACUUAUCAAAAUCUGAAAAACAAAAAUUAAAGUAUCAAACAGAUUCUCAAUCAAGAAAAAAAUUGAAAGAGGCAGCCAUUCACAAAUAUGCUACUGAUGAUGCACACAAAAUUAAAAUUAAACAAGCAAGCAUUCACAAGUAUGCUACUGAUGAUGAACAUCAAAAUAAGUUGAAACAGGCAAGCAUUCACAAGUAUGCUACUGAUGAUGAAUAUCAAAACAAGGUGAAACAGGCAAGCAUUCACAAGUAUGCUACUGAUGAUGAAUAUCAAAGUAAGGUGAAACAGGCAAGCAUUCACAAGUAUGCUAAUGAUGAUGAACAUCGAAAGCAUGUUAAAAGUCAGACUUUGUCUAAAAGAAUUCUUUCUAAAGAAGAAGGAAAAGACAUGUCAAAAGUUAUUGAAAAAUUUAAGAAAGAUGUAUGUGAAGGACCUGAAUACAUUUGUGCUUGCUGUUUUAGACUUUCAUUUCAAAAUCAAGUAAUGGAAUAUAAGAAGGAUUUGUAUCAAAAGGAUUCUGUAAAAGAUGUAGCAGACACUUGCAUUUCUGAUAAGUAUUUGCAUAAAUGUUUAGACGAAUGCGAAGAUGAAUGUAAGUAUCAAGGAACUAGUAGACAAUCCCUUUGGAUUUGUUACACAUGUCACAGAAAGAUCCAGAAAGGAAAAGUGCCUGCUGAAUCUUUUUUUAACAACCUAUUAUUAGAUGAUGUUCCUAAUGAACUUAGCAAAUUAAAUCAACUAGAACAACAUUUAAUUUCUCUUAAUAUACCUUUCAUGAAGAUAAUUGCUCUACCUAAAGGUGGCCAAAAGGCAGUUCAUGGACCAUGUGUUUGUGUACCGUCAGAUAUUUUUAAGGUAACUACUACUUUGCCUAGAUCUGAAGAUGACAAUUGUUUAGUUAAAGUGAAGCUCAAAAGGAAAUUACAAUAUAAGGGUUAUGAGGAAUAUCAAUUUGUUGAUACUAAACAUUUAGAAGAAGCAUUGCUAUUUUUAAAAGAAAAAAAUGAGUGGUAUUCAAAUAUAGUAAUCAAUGAAAAGUGGUUGAACCCUAUUCCUUUACAAAAUAAGGACUGUUGCCCUGAAGUAGAGAGCAUGGACACUUCAACAACAACAAAUGAAACGCUAAAUGAUAAUUUGCAAGAUAGGUCAAAUACAGAGGAACAAACAAAUGAAGCGGAUACAUACUUAGAUGAUACUUUACAGGGCGUUCAGUUGGACACAUGUUUACAGCCUGCUGAUAUUGCACAGGAAGCUUUAGAUGCAUUGUUUGAUAAGGAAUUCAAUCUAUCACCUGCAGAGGAAAAUAACCCUGUAAGUCUUUUGAGAACAAAGGGUAUUGAAGCUCAAACGUUUCCAGUACAUUAUCCUACAGGUAAAAACACAUUGAAUGAAGAGAGAGAAGAAAAGUUAUCUUUAUUAAGAUAUUUCAAUCUGAGAUUAAUGAGUGUAGAAAACCGAUUUGCAAGAGAUACUUCUUAUAUAUUCUUUUGUCAAUAUAUGUCUGAACUAGAUAGAGUUAUGUCAAAUGUUCAAAUUUCCUUAAGGAAAGGAUCGGUGUUUUCAAAUGGAAAGAAAGUAACAGGCAAAAUGCUAUGUGAUAAAGACACAUUACAUGGGUUAUUCCGAAAAGAUGAGGCAAUAAAGUUUAUGAAACCUGUAAGAGGAACACCUCCUUAUUGGCAAGCUGAACAAAAGAAUAUUUUUGCUAUGAUUCGCCAGUUAGGUAUUCCCACAUUCUUUGCCUCGUUUUCUUCUGCAGACUUCAGAUGGAAAGAAAUCAUAGAAACAAUAUUGAAGCAACAAGGAGAUAUUCGUAAGUUUGACGAACUUACUUGGGAUGAAAAGUGCAAAGUCCUUUGUAGUAAUCCUGUUACACCUGCACGAAUGUUUGAUCGUAGAUUUAAAAAAUUUCUAAAAGAUGUUAUAAUGUCAGAUGCUCAACCAAUUGGUCAUGUGAUAGACUACUUUUAUAGAGUUGAAUUUCAACAGAGAGGUUCUCCACACACGCACUGUUUGUUCUGGGUAGAAGAUGCCCCAAAAUUUAAUGAAGAUGAAGAUGAUAUUGUAACUGAGUUUGUUGACAAAUAUAUAACAUGUAAACUACCGCUGGAAACCGAGGACUCAGAGCUAAAAGACAUUGUCACAACUGUACAACAACAUAGCAAAACACAUUCAAAAAGUUGUAGAAAAAAGGGAACUGUGUGUCGUUUUAAUUUCCCAAGACCACCCUCUGAAAAAACAUUUAUAUCACGCCCACCUAAGGAUGAUGAAGAAGAAUGUAGUGUUGCUGAUGACACUGAUGAAGAUGUUGACGAUGAUGUUGUUGAAAAACCAAAAUCGGGAAUUAGUUCAUUAGAAGCUAAAAAGAUAUUAGAAUCUCUAUGGGCUGUAAUCAAAGACUGUGAAAAGGAAAAUUUAACUACUACGGAGUUAUUCAUAAGGGCAGGAGUAUCUCAGGAAGAUUUUCAAGAAUGCUUUAGGUCAGUUACAUAUAGAAAUACUGUGGUGUUAAAAAGAAACAAAAAUGAAAUGUUUAUCAAUCAGUACAACCCGCAUCUCCUGAAAGCAUGGGACGCAAAUAUGGAUAUACAAUACAUAUUAGAUGCUUAUUCUUGUGUUGUUUAUAUAAUAAGUUACAUCAGUAAAUCAGAACGUGAACUUGGAUUGUUGCUACAACAAACAAAAAAUGAGGCCGCUGAUGGAAAUUUGAAUGCACAACAUACAAUGAAACAAGUAGGUACUGCAUACUUUCACUUUCGAGAGCUGAGUGCCCAAGAAGCUGUUUUUAGAGUGAUCGGCUUAAGUUUGAAAGAAUGUUCAAGAAAAGUUGAAUUCAUUCCAGUUGGAGAAAAUCCAUGUAAAAUGAGUAUUCCUCUAAAAGAACUUUUAAUCAAAUCUAAAAGCGCAAAUACAAAAAAACCUUCAAAGGAAAUCGAUGAUGAUGAUGACAUUGAUGACGGUGAUGAUAUCGAACUUUGGAUGAAAAGCAUUACUGAUAGAUAUAAAAGUCGACCAGAACUUGAAUUAUUUAAUCAGAUGUGUUUAGCUUCAUUUUGCUCCGAGUUUUCAGUUUUAGCAGAAACACAGGUUCCAAAUAAAAUAAAUGAAGAUACCACAUUCAAACUUAAAAAUGAUAUGGGAUACAUCAGAAAGCGGACAAGAACCCAGCCUGCUAUUAUCAAAUAUGCACGAUUUUCCAUUGAAACAUCGCCUGAACAGUACUACCAAAGUAUUUUACAGUUAUAUUUACCUUACAGAUUAGAGGAACAGUUGAAACCGCCACAAUUUUUGACAUAUGAAUUGUUUUACAAAUCAGGAAUGGUCAGGUAUAAUCAGAAAGAGGUUCUUGUUAAAGUCGAACAAAUAGUUAAUACUAACAUGUCCAACUUUGUGAAAAGUGGCAAAGAGCUAGAAGCUGCAGAAAAAAAAUUGGAAGAAAAUGAUUACCAAGAAGAUGCGUGGGCAGACCUAUGUCCAGAAACAGAGAGUGAAAGACGUGAAUGCACUGAAGCAGCCAAAUCUUCAACUGUCAUAGAAGUCGACAGUCCUGAAUUUGGAAUACCAGAUUUAAAUAAAAGUAACAAGCCAGAAAUAGUUAGUGGAAAUGGGAUUAAAACUUGUUUACUAAGGUCGGAAGUUAUACCCUUGUUGAGAGGUUUAAACAUGAAACAAAGGCGUAUUUUCUAUAAGGUAAGAGAAUGGUGCAACCUAAAAGCCAAUGGUAAAAAUCCCCCUCCCUUUCACGUCUUUGUAACAGGCGGAGCUGGAACAGGAAAAAGCCAUCUGAUUAAAUGCUUACAUUAUGAAACCACAAGAAUUCUUGCUCGCUGCUCUCCUAGUCCAGACGAUUUGACAGUUUUAUUGACUGCACCAACUGGCACUGCAGCCUUCAAUAUAAAUGGAUUGACGAUUCACCAUGCUCUUUCUAUUUUCAAAACUCUUACUGUUGACAAAGCGAUGCUUGGUGAAGAUAAGCUGAACACUUUAAGGUCAAAAUUAGAAAAUUUACAAAUUUUAAUCAUAGACGAAGUCUCAAUGGUCAACAAGAGGUUGUUAUUCUUCAUUCAUGAACGGUUGCGUCAGAUCAAGAAAAGACCUGAAAAAGAUCCUUUUGGUGGGGUUUCAGUGAUAGCUGUUGGAGAUUUUUUUCAGUUACCACCAGUAAAAUGCCGAAAAACUGAUAAACUUUAUGUAGAUGAUCCAUCGAAUCCUUUGAACUAUCUGUGGAACGAUUUCUUCACUAUUGUAGAAUUAGAUGAAGUCAUGAGACAACGUGAAGAUGGUUUGUUUGCUCAGUUAUUGAAUAGACUUAGGAUAAAAGACAAAUAUUCUCCGUUAGAAUCCUCAGAUUUAAAAAUGUUAAAGCAGUGUAUAGGUAGUGGGACAGAUGAAGCUUUACACAUUUAUGCUACUAAUAAUGAGAUUAAUAUUCACAAUACUGAAAUGGUUAUUAAACUGUCCAGUGAACCUAAGUUAAUUGAAGCACAAGAUUUUGAAAAAAAUAAAGCUACAGGAAAACUAAGAAAGAAAACAGCAAAUUUUUCACAAACUGAUAUUUGUCUCCCAACUUCAAUUCUAUUAGCUGAAGGAGCCCGCGUAAUGCUGAAAAAGAAUGAAGCCGUCAAUGAUGGCUUGGUAAAUGGGGUAAUGGGCACUAUUGUCAGCAUUGCAGAAUUUUUAGAAGGGUCUUUGCCGAAUGUUAUUUUUAUCAAUUUUGACAAUGAGAGAGUAGGAAAAAACGCUAAGAUUCAAAAAACAAUAAAUGGGAAAAGAUGCGUUGGAUUGGAACCAUCUACAGAGGACAUACCAUUCAAAAAUGGAACGAGAAAACAGUUUCCUUUGCAGUUAGCAUGGGCAUGUACUGUUCAUAAAGUUCAGGGUUUGACAGUUUCACAAGCAGUUGUGGAUUUGAAUAAAUGCUUCACUUAUGGCCAGGCAUAUGUUGCAUUGAGUAGAGUUACUACAAAAGAAGGGCUUCAUAUAUUACCAAUUGAUGACAAAACACUUGGUAAAAAAAUAUACUGUGAUCCUGAUAUCAUAAAAGGCAUAAAAACAAUGAAACAUUAUCUGACUGAAAAUGUAGAAGCAUCAUCUGAAGAAACACUUGUAACUAUUGUUUAUCACAAUAUCCAAGGACUAAGAGCUCAUAAAAAUGAUUUAGUGGCUAAUUCAGACUGUUCAGAUGCAGAUUAUGUCUGUCUGACUGAAACAUGGCUUGAAUCUUCCUCUGAUCAUGUUUAUCUUCCUAACUAUGAUUUUUAUCACCAACCAAGAUCUGCAGCCUACACACCGACUAAUUCUGUGUUUAUGAAUUUGCAAGCUAUGGGCCACGGAGGAGUUGGAGUAUAUGUAAAAACAGAUUCUGAAUAUGAAAAUUGUAACAUUACCGUGGAAAAUCUAGAAUGUAUGACUUUCAGAAUCCCCACCAUGAAUGUCCUUGUGGCAACAAUAUAUAGAACUCAGAAGUAUCAAAUUGGAAUAUUUCUUAAAACAUUUAUUUCGUUUGUAAGCAAAUUGACUGAACUUUCAAACAAUAUCAUUGUUUUAGGUGACUUUAAUCAAGACAUAUUAAAGGGAGAAAGAUCCAUACUGGACUAUAUGACUUCAAAAGGAUUUCAACAGCUAGUGGAAGAGGCCACAACAGAAGGUGGUACAUUGAUUGAUCAUGUCUAUGUCAAAGGUUGCUCAAAAGUAGAAGUUAAAGGCAUUCCAACUUACUACAGUUAUCACGAUGCUGUAUCCAUAAUGCUUAAAGAUAGCCGAUAA
Molecule: messenger RNA, 7536 nt
Organism: Mytilus trossulus (common blue mussel)
Lineage: Eukaryota; Metazoa; Mollusca; Bivalvia; Mytilida; Mytilidae
Exons: 2
Coding region: 1-7536 (2511 amino acids)
Biological process (GO): DNA repair; telomere maintenance
Molecular function (GO): ATP hydrolysis activity; DNA helicase activity
Source: RefSeq, a predicted model, not a curated record